Molecule: messenger RNA, 909 nt
Organism: Engraulis encrasicolus (European anchovy)
Lineage: Eukaryota; Metazoa; Chordata; Actinopteri; Clupeiformes; Engraulidae
Product: stonustoxin subunit beta-like
Exons: 5
Coding region: 234-893 (219 amino acids)
Molecular function (GO): protein binding
Source: RefSeq, a predicted model, not a curated record
UCAAGGGCUCAUGUCAGUAGGUCUACCUCACCCUAGUGUGUGUGUGUUUCUCUGUGCAGAACAUUGCGUCCAUAACUGAGAGGCCUUACAGCACAACUUCAACCAGCGUGACCUUCAGCCAAAGCUUCUCCUUGGAGCCCCUGAAGAAAUCAUUGUCUGCACUGAAGAAGAAACUCGAGAAGAAAUUCAAUUCAGUCUUCAAGCGGGAAAUAGUCAAGAUAUCUGCAGCGGCUAUGACACAUUUCCAGACCAUCCAGAGCAUACAGUAUACUGAUCCUGAACUCCCAGUCAGAAGAGCAGACAGUAAGGGUCUCCUGCCACCAGACAUGUCUGAUGGCCAGGCUGUUACUGCUGAACCAGUGACCAGAGAAGACUUCUUGCAGUAUUCCUGUCACUUCACUCUGGAUCCAAACACAGCACACAGAGAACUCCAUCUGUCUGAGGAGAACAGGAGGGUGGAGAGGAGAGAUGAGGACCUGCCAUAUCCUGAUCAUCCAGACAGAUUUGAUAUGUAUGCUCAAGUGCUGUGUAGAGAGGGUGUGUCUGCACGCUGCUACUGGGAGGUUGAGUGGAGUGGAGAGGUUAAUAUAGCAGUGUCAUAUAAAAGCAUCAGCAGGAAAGGACUUGGUGGGUUUGGAGAUAAUGAUCUGUUCUGGAGUCUGGACUUUCGCGAUUCCGGCUGCAUUUUAUGGCACAAUGAAGAAAACACUAAUCUCCCUCUAGUGGCCAGCUCCAGAAUAGGAUUGUAUGUGGAUCACAGGGCAGGAACUCUGGCCUUCUACAGCAUCUCUGGAGACACAAUGACCCUCCUGCACACAGUCCACACCACAUUCACACACACACUCUACCCUGGGUUUUUGGUAGUUGAUGAAUCAUCAGUGCAGCUGUUGUGAGGCCCCUACAGGUAAA